ACUCAAAGUUUCGGUUUCAUUUCCAGAAUUGAGCGGCAGCAGAGAGAUUGUGCGAAAUAUUUCAGGAGGUUUGUCCUGCUGAAAAAGACCGUGUGUGUUAAAUUUGAAAAGAACAGGAAAUGAAGAGAAGAACUGUGUUGAGUCGCCUAACUGGUGACGGUGAUAAUAAUGAUAAUAGUAAUGAGGAUGACGAAGAACAGGAUGAAGAAGAACGUACUUCUAACAGAAGAGAAACGCUAAGGAGACGAAAGAAAGUCAAUUAUAGAACAAGCCCUGCUAAUUAUGAUAAUGAUGGUGAUGAUGAUGAUGAUGAUGAUGAUGAUGAUGAUGAUGACAAUGAAGAGGGCCAGGAGGAAGAUGAGGACGACGACCUCAUGGAGCUAGAAAAUAGCCAGCUGCGUGUAACUUGUGGAAACAUAAAGGGCCUCCUGGAUACAGAAAAGCUGAACAGAGGAGAAGCAUGUAUUGAGCAUGAGGGCAAAUUCUUUACUCCAUCUCACUUUGAGUACCGUGCGGGAAAAGGCAGCGCAAAGAAAUGGAAAUGUAGUAUUCUCUACAAGAGGAAACCUCUCCAGUAUUAUUUUGAUAAAGAGCUCAUAGAAACUCCUCCUAGAUACCAAAAGAAUGGAAAGAAAACGGCAAAGCAAAAAAACAAAUCAGCAGAUUCUGAGUCUGCGUCAGAUGGGGUGUCAGGAGAGGACUCAAAUGCAGACACAAGAGAUGCAGAAAUGCAGACUUCAGCACAAACUGAGGAAGACUUUAAAGAUAAAAACUUGGUUCCAGACAGUGAAGACGAGGUGCUGCUGACGGAGGACAGCGAGGAUGAAAGGACUGAAAUUGAUGGAGAGGUUGGAGACUCAGAGGCUGUCAGGAGUAAAGAAGAGGAAGACAAAAUGGAAAACGGAGAAAUGGAGGAUGAGGAUGCACCAACUGUUGCAGAUCCCUGCACAGACAACAGCAUCAUACAAGAACAAAUACAAUCAAUUGUGAAAACAUUUCAUCAAAAGAAACCAGUGAUGAUGGAAUUAAAAGUUGUCCUCAGGAAGGUUUCAGAGGAACCCGGCCGAGCAGACAAAGUGUUAGGCUCUUCAUCUCAGGCCAAACAUCAUGAUGACCAGACCAACUCCAUGGAACGUCCAGUAAAAGAUGGCGGGUUUCAGCCUUUGAAUGAGGAUGCAAACACUGACAAGGAUGCAGGACACGAAAGUUCAGCAACAGUUGACCUGUGCAUCCCUACAGCUGUACAUGUUGAUCCCCCACAGAUGUCAGCUCCACUCGUCACUGAAGAUGUUCCAGGCCCUUCCACGACACCUUCGAGGGCGCUGAGUGAAAUUGAGGAUCUAGGACACACAGAUGCAGCACAGUCAAGCACUCCCCAAGCAACUGAAGACUUAGACUACCUUUCCAAUGAACUGACCAUUCCUAGGCUCAAUCCAGAAAUACCAGAUUGUGCCUCGGAAGCUUCUGAUGUCUCAGAAGCCUCUGAUGUAGACAGAAUGGACUUUGAUCAACUGAAGAGAGAAAAACUAAAAAUGCAUUUGAAAGUUUUGAAAUUACAGGAGAAAUAUUACACUUUGAAAAUUAAGAAAUUAAAAAAAUGAAAGCUUUGUAACUGGAUAUUAAGUGACAGUAGACAGUGCAGACGACGCGAGAAAAAGGGCCGCAUGAUGCAUGCAAACUCCUUAUAUAAUUCAACAAUUUCCUUGAGGUUCUACCAAAGGGAUCAAUAAAGUUUUAUCUAUCUA
Messenger RNA from Stegastes partitus (bicolor damselfish), 1745 nucleotides. RefSeq names its product probable serine/threonine-protein kinase kinX. Gene Ontology annotation, molecular function: DNA binding. The transcript is spliced from 12 exons. Bases 120 to 1601 code for a protein of 493 amino acids. NCBI's taxonomy places the organism in Eukaryota, Metazoa, Chordata, Actinopteri, Pomacentridae. The record is from RefSeq and is a predicted model, not a curated record.